Gavia stellata (red-throated loon) is the source of this 645-nucleotide messenger RNA. RefSeq names its product NADH:ubiquinone oxidoreductase subunit B8 (gene NDUFB8). The record is from RefSeq and is a predicted model, not a curated record. Gene Ontology annotation, cellular component: mitochondrion. Bases 38 to 505 code for a protein of 155 amino acids. The transcript has 5 exons. Lineage: Eukaryota; Metazoa; Chordata; Aves; Gaviiformes; Gaviidae. Gene Ontology annotation, biological process: mitochondrial electron transport, NADH to ubiquinone.
GGCCGUGGUGCCCGCGGGGGCGCGGGCGGCCUCGGAGAUGCCCAAGGACCUGAUGCCCGGGCCCUACCCCCGGACACCGGAGGAGCGGGCAGCUGCUGCAAAGAAGUACAACAUGCGGGUGGAAGACUAUGAGCCCUACCCCGAUGACGGCUUUGGGUAUGGUGACUAUCCCAAGCUCCCUAAUAAGUCUCUUCAUGAGAGAGAUCCCUGGUACCAGUGGGACCAGCCGGACGUGAGGCAUAACUGGGGAGAGCCGAUGCACUGGGACUUUGACAUGUAUAUUCGGAACCGUGUUGAUACAUCCCCUACUCCAGUUCCCUGGCAUACCAUGCGCAAACACUUCCUUAUCUUUUUGAGUACCAUGCUGAUCAUGUUUGGUCUUGGACAGAUCUAUCCGUCUUACAGGCCUGUGGGACCGAAGCAAUAUCCCUUCAAUGACCUGUAUCUGGAGAGAGGAGGAGACCCCAAUAAAGAGCCACCAGUGGUGACGCACUAUGAAAUCUGAAAGUUGUUGAAGUGCUAUGUUUCUCCUGUGUCAACUCUGCUGGGGAUGGCAUCUUCUCUAGUGUUCACUGUGGCAUGUGUUAAUGCUUGUUCUUCAAUGUUCAACCACUAACUGCAGUGAAAUAUAUUGAUGAUACCUAC